GGCAGCGGCAGGGCGCGGAGGAGCCGCCGGAGCCGGCGCGGCGGCACCGCCGCUCGGCGCCAGAGCUCCCUCGUGCAGCUGGACACGGUGUCUGUGCCACCACAGAGCAGCUGAUCAUGCUGUGCUCUGGAGUGGCAAGAACUCAGAAGACGUUUCCUGGUAUUUAAGUGCCCCUCCUGUUUGGUAGGGGGUGUCUCUUGCUGGAUAUCAGAGCAGGUCAGUGUGACUGGCGGAUAAAGGGCAGGAUGGCAGGCAAUAACCAGCUUUGCAUUCGCCGCUGGACUACCAAGAACGUAGCCAAGUGGCUGAAGGAAGAAGGCUUCUGUGAAUACGUGGAUCUUUUGUGCAACAGACACAGGCUAGAUGGAAUUACCCUGCUGACACUUACCGAGUAUGACUUGCGAUCCCCUCCUCUGGAAAUCAAGAUCUUGGGGGAUAUCAAGAGGCUGAUGUUGUCCAUCCGCAAACUGCAGAAGCAGCACAUCGAUGUCCUGGAAGAGCUGGGUUUCACCAGUGAUGGUCAUGCUGGCACAGUUGGUUCACUACAGGGGGCAGAUUGGUUUUGUAAUGGUGAAGUACCUCGGGACUAUGAUGGACCAAUUACUGACUUGAAUGGUGAUCAGUAUCAAUAUGCAAAUGGAAAAAACAAACAUGCCACACGCAGACUGGACCCAGAAUACUGGAAGACAGUUUUAAGUUGUGUGUAUGUCUUCAUAGUGUUUGGCUUUACAUCAUUUGUUAUGGUGAUAGUACAUGAGCGAGUACCUGACAUGCAAACAUAUCCACCUCUGCCAGACAUAUUUCUAGAUAGCGUCCCUAGGAUACCAUGGGCUUUUGCUAUGACUGAAGUAUGUGGUGUAAUUCUUUGCUAUAUUUGGCUCCUGGUUCUUCUGCUUCACAAACACAGAUCUAUCCUUCUGCGCAGGCUGUGCAGCCUCAUGGGGACAGUAUUUUUAUUACGUUGCAUUACAAUGUUUGUUACCUCACUCUCCGUGCCAGGACAACACUUGCAGUGUACUGGAAAGUUGUAUGGCAAUGUUUGGGCAAAACUCCAGCGGGCAUUUGCAAUAUGGAGUGGCUUUGGAAUGACCCUGACUGGAGUACAUACAUGUGGAGAUUAUAUGUUCAGUGGUCACACUGUCGUCCUGACCAUGCUCAACUUCUUUGUCACAGAAUACACACCAAGGAGCUGGAACUUCUUGCACACCUUGUCCUGGGUCCUGAAUCUCUUUGGAAUCUUCUUCAUUUUGGCUGCACAUGAACAUUAUUCUAUAGAUGUCUUCAUUGCUUUUUACAUCACUACAAGACUCUUUUUGUAUUACCAUACAUUGGCUAAUACUAGAGCAUAUCAACAGAGUAGGAGGGCAAGGAUAUGGUUUCCAAUGUUUUCUUUUUUUGAAUGCAAUGUUAAUGGUACUGUUCCCAAUGAGUAUUGCUGGCCCUUUUCAAAACCUGCUAUUCUAAAAAGAUUAAUUGGUUGAAGACUCUGUGGGUCAGUUCAGGUUUUUAUGAAGCAUUAUGACUAAGAUCCUACAAGGGGGAAGUCAAAUAACAUUUUUCACUCCAUGAUCUCCUCCUUGCCUUGUUUCUUGGAUUCUUAGCCAUAAAAUGGGCUUCCCAUUCUUUACAGGGAUGUGUUUUGUUUUCUCCUUGUGAAAAUAGAAAACAAUGCAGGGAUGGGUAAAGGCUAUCAGUGAAGCAUGAAUAUAAACCAGAAUACUGUUACCCUUGGUAAGGUUCUGUGUGAAUGCUUUUGGAAUAUUAACCUCAAAUAUGUAUUGAAGAUAAGACACCCUUUACAGGUCCAGAUAAUUUUUGUU
Molecule: messenger RNA, 1820 nt
Organism: Catharus ustulatus (Swainson's thrush)
Lineage: Eukaryota; Metazoa; Chordata; Aves; Passeriformes; Turdidae
Gene: SAMD8
Product: sterile alpha motif domain containing 8
Exons: 7
Coding region: 246-1481 (411 amino acids)
Biological process (GO): ceramide biosynthetic process
Cellular component (GO): endoplasmic reticulum membrane; Golgi membrane
Molecular function (GO): ceramide cholinephosphotransferase activity; sphingomyelin synthase activity; protein binding
Source: RefSeq, a predicted model, not a curated record